This is a messenger RNA of Miscanthus lutarioriparius, 2745 nucleotides long. NCBI's taxonomy places the organism in Eukaryota, Viridiplantae, Streptophyta, Magnoliopsida, Poales, Poaceae. The record is from the annotation of a GenBank genome assembly.
AUGUCUGAAGUAAAGCCAGUAUUUGAUCACGCUCGUGGAGAUGGAUUAUCAGUUCAAAGAAUCAUCUCAGAAUUGAAGAAAAUUACGAAUCCUGUCGAGGAAAAACUUGGUGCUGAUGACAAUUCUUCAAGCAGAAAAUCUAAUGCCACAUCAUUAAAAAUGUUAUUAGAGAAGGAGAUGUCUAAAGAAGCAGAGUCAAAGAGAAGACCUCCAAGUGUCAUUGCCAGAUUAAUGGGUCUUGAGGAGGAUUUACCUACUAAAGAACCAAUUGUACACCAUACCGUAAGUGACUUGAGUAGAGAUUUAAAUGCCACAAACAACACCUUACAGGGAAAAGAACGCCAUCAGUUCAUAAUGUUGAAGACACAAAAUGACCAAUCCUGUCAUGAAAAAAUUGAAUACAAUGAUGUUUAUGAAGUAUCUGAAGGACAAUCAAGAACAGGCUAUUUUCAUGAUCGAACUUCACAGAAAGGAUGGUGUUUGGAGAACAAGAGUAAGCAAUUCGAUAUUGCACAAGACAAGAUCAUGGAACCAGAACACUUUGCCAUUGAAGAGAAGCUCCUUUGUACAAAGGAGUUACCUGAAGCUCUUGUUUUUCCAUGUUCAAAUAGAGAUUUAUUUCUUGAAUUUCCUGAAGAACAUAACCCCACUUUCUCAAGACAGUCGAGUGGGCUUCACGCAAACCAAGCACUGCCUCAGACCAAACGCAUUACAGUGCUGAAACCAAUUAGAUCUGUUGAUAUUAAUGACAUAAGACUAUCCAAGGCAGAAAUUGGUAAGCAAAAUGUAUUGAAGAUGAGAAGGUUCCAUCAAAUUCCUAGUCCAAAGGAAGAGAUACCUUCCCAGCCAAGUAGAAUAGUACUUUUGAGGCCUACCCCAGGGAAGCCUGGUAUAUCAAAGGCAAAGCUGACCUCCAGGGCAACUUCAUUUCAGUUAACUAACCGUAAUAGUCUCAGUGGAUCAUUAGAUGUUAACCAGGCAUCCAUAGGAUCUGCAGGACUAGCGCAUGGCAUCAUGCAGCGCUGGCAAGAUGGAUGUCAUCAAAGAGAUGAUUCUUUAUUAUCUUCUGCAUACUCAAAUGGAUAUGGGGGAGAUGAAAGCUCAUUCAGUGAUUCAGAAGUUGAUUAUACCAGUGGUUCUGAAAUCAACUAUAUUGAAGAUGGUGAUACCCUCAGUGACUCCGAGGGAGGCAGCCCUCUGUCAAAACAUUCAUGGAAUUACAUAAGAAGAUAUGAAGGUCAAUUCUCAAGCUCAUCCUUUAGCAAAAUCUCCCACUUUUCUGAGUCAUCAGUAAUCACGGAGGCCAAAAAACAGCUUUCAGAGCGAUGGUCAAUGGUUACCUGCAAUGAGACGAGUCAAGUGCAACUGUCGAGGAGAAAAUGCACGUUAGGUGAGAUGCUCUCCAUUAAGGAAGCAAAGAAAGAUGAGGCCACCACUGGGAUGUUUUCUGUUUCCAGUAACCAGUCAUGUGGCCUGGAAAAUGAACUGACUACACGUUCUACAAAUGUAACUACUUCUAGAAAGAAUGAUGACAAUGGGGAGAGAUCUUCUAGGAAAUUUUCAAGAUCAAAAUCUGUUCCAGUGAUUUCAUCCACGUCUGAUAACAUGGUGGUGAAUGUGCAAGCUUCAAAUCCUGAGAGCUGCAAACUGAAAGUGGCUGUUGUGUCAGAUAAAGGAAAAUCAGCUUUCAAGGGAAGAGUUUCGGAUUUUUUCUUGUCUAAAAGUAAGAAGCCAAGAAGGCAGAUGUCCACUUAUCAUCCAUCUGAUUGCUUUGCUGAGAGGCUUGAAGGUUGUAUUAUUCAUAGUAGACAGGAUUGCAAUCAUGAAAUGGAUGCCAUUGAGAAAGCGAUGCAUUGUGAGGACAGAUUUGAUAGUUUUCCGACACGAAUAUCAACUAGCACAUCAGAUAGAACAACUUCUGGUGCAUCUGUAUCAUUGGACAGUUCAACCAGAAACCUGGAUAAACUAGGAGUAAAUAAAUGCCUAAAUAGUAACCGUGAUCAACCAAGCCCUACAUCAGUUCUUGAUGCACCCUCUGAAGAUAGCAGUUGCAAUGAACCUGAAACACCUGGAACAACUACUUCCAAGAAUGCAAUAUCAAGAUCUUCAGCAAUUGAAACAGUCGCCCGUUUCUUAUCAUGGGAUGACACCGCUUCAGAGUCACAGUCACUUUGUAACCCAAGGCUGAGUUCUCUUCUCCCUGAUGUAGAUGAUGAUGAGUCAGAAUGCCAUGUCCUUGUGCAAAAUAUAAUGUCAUCAGCUGGAUUAGGCACUUCACAAUCAUGUAUGGUUUUCACCGGUUGGCAUUUACCUGAUCACCCUCUUGAUCCGGUACUGUGCAACAAAGUAUCAGAGCUGCAGGAGAAAAGUUCAUACAGAAGGCUUCUUUUUGACUGCGUGAAUGUUGCUCUUAUCGAGAUCGGUGAGAACACCUUACUGAGCGCAUUCCCAUGGAGUAAAAGACACUCCAGGACAUGGAGGGGUACCUCAUCUCCUGAUCUGGGGGUAGAAGUCUGGAGUAUCCUGAAGGACUGGAUAUAUGGGGCACGGAUGUUUGUGGUGAGCAAGAGAGAUAAUGCUGGGAUCAUAUUGGACAGAAUUGUGAAGCAGGAGGUGGAAGCAAGAGGGUGGGUGAAACUGAUGAUGGCGCAGGUGGUUGACAUCACUGAGGAGCUCGAAGGGGGAGUAAUGGACGAGCUGGUUGAAGAAGCGGUGCUGGAUUUUACAGUUUGUUUUCAGUGUUGA